Molecule: messenger RNA, 2805 nt
Organism: Cetraspora pellucida
Lineage: Eukaryota; Fungi; Glomeromycota; Glomeromycetes; Diversisporales; Gigasporaceae
Source: the annotation of a GenBank genome assembly
AUGAAUCAUCAUCAUCUUCUACUACCACGACUACCACAACCACCACAUCCACCACAUCCACUACAACCACUACCACCACUACCACGACAACCACUACAACCACUACCACUACCUCUGACACGACGACCACCACUAGGACAAGGUCUAGGUCUAGCGACAUCAAUAACAUAUGCUAUUAAUACUACUAGUAGUAGCGCAUUACCUCCUACAAGCCAGCAAUCUAUUCAACCUACUUCAUCUUACGAACCAUUCUUACCUUUAAAUGAAGGCAAUGUUAAGUUCAAUCGGUUUAGAAAUAUUGAAUUGUGGGCUAAUUAUUCAACAGUUCAACAAAUUUCAUCCGUCUGUGGUCACAAUGACCUUUGUCCCACUUGUAUCAAGCGACAUAUUGAAGCGGAAUUAAAUACUAAAGGAAGUGAAGUUCAAGUACGUUGCCCUAAAUCUCGCUGUACAAUAGAAUUAGCUUAUGAUGAUGUGAGAAGAUUGGCUCCAAAAGAGUUAUUCGACAGGUACGAUAAUCUUCUUUUGCGAGCUGCAAUCCGUAAACUUCCGGAUUUUCGUUGGUGUAAGGCUCCGAAGUGCGGUUCCGGUCAAGAGCAUACAACUGGAGCCUGUAGCGAAAAAUCUUGUUUCACUCAUGAUGUUCCUUGGCACAAAGGACUGACCUGUGAUGAAUUUUCUGAGCAAUUGCAGACCAAGGAUUAUGCUGCUAAUCGUGCUUAUUAUGAACGUCAUACUAAACCAUGCCCAAGGUGUAAAAUGUCAAUUGAAAAGAAUAAUGGAUGCGACCAUAUGAGUUGUCGUUGUGGUUAUGAAUUUUGUUGGCUAUGCCUUGGAGAUUAUGAAAAUAUUCGUGAAAAAGACCAUAUUUCUCGACCAACAGGCUCAAUAGACUUAGAAAAAGAAAGGUCAAAUGCGAGUUUUAACGUUGAACAUAUGAAUUGGUUAUUUUGUGGUUCGAAAGAAUCCGCAAAAGCUUUAUCUGAUGCCUACCAAAUGAUACAACGCGACCCAGAUCUUUAUAUCCCCGGUGGGCAUAGUUUUGAUAUGACUCAACCUCAGCAACGUGAACUUGUCCAACGACAAGCCUUGAGAUUUCAGAGAGUUCGCAAAACCUUAAAAGAUCCAUUAUUGUAUAAAGCUUUAGAACUCGCAAUGUGCAUUUAUUCUGAAACGUUUUCGAUGAAAACAUAUGUUCACAACACUUUAUUUCGUCAAUCGAUUGAAUUUUUUGGGACAAAAGAACAGCAAGACGAAUGGAUGGAUGAUGUUCUAAAUUGGAGAAUUAUUGGAAGCUAUGCUAUGACUGAAUUGGGUCACAGUUCUUUUAUACGUGGCUUAGAAACUACUGCAACUUAUGACAGAGUUCGUGAUGAAUUUAUUAUCAAUACUCCAACUUUAACGGCUACAAAAUGGUGGAUAGGAAUGGCAGGCCAGACAGCUACACACACUGUUGCAAUAUGUCAAACUAUAAUUGAUUCAAAAAGUUACGGCAUUGAUUGGUUUAUAGUUCCAUUGCGAGACCGCAAAACUGGCCAAUUGCUCCCUGGAGUUACGGCUGGAGACAUUGGUGCGAAAUAUGGUCGAAACGGCCUAGAUAGUGGAUGGAUACAAUUUUCAAAUGUUCGUAUCCCAAGGAAGAACAUGUUAAUGAAAUGGUCGAAAGUAACUGAAGAUGGAAACUAUAUAUCACCACAAAAUCCUGCGAUUGCUUAUACGACUUUAAUUGGUGAACGAUUAACAGUUCUCGCUGGCACACAAAAUGCUUUGGGAAGAGCGUUGACUAUUGCUUGUAGAUAUGGAUGUGUUAGACGUCAGGGUGUUAAUAAUGUACAAAUUAUGGACUAUCAAACUCAUUAUGUUAAACUUGUUCCCUGUGUUGCUUCCAUUUAUGUUAUUAAUAUUGUAGAUAGAAAUAUCAAAUCUCGAUGGGAAGAAUCAACAAAACUAAUACAAACAAAUCAAUCUGAAUUUUUAAAAGUUGUUACUGACAUACAUGCACUAUCUUCGGGUCUAAAAGGAACUAUAACAUGGUGGGGUAGCGAAAUGUUUGAAAGAUGUAGAAGAUCUCUAGGCGGUCAUGCUUAUUCAUCUUAUAAUGCUAUUGGACCUGCUAUUGGAGAUUGGGGUGUUAAUACUACCGGCGGUGGUGACAAUUCCGUACUUUUACAACAAACAGCCAGAUACCUGAUGAGUUCAUACAAAGAAAUGAUCCAAGGAAAACAACUUUCUGGAUCAGUUGAUUAUUUUAACAACAUUCAACAAUUUUCAAAAAUUAAUAAGAGCGAUUUAUUGAAUGAAAAGCAAUUAUAUGAUAUGAAAUACAAUUUAGAUAUGUAUACUUGGCUAGUUAAACAAAAGGAGGACUCAUCUAUAACGUGGAACAAUAAUCAAAUCUCUCUGAUACGUCUUUCAGAACUUCAUAUAUUUAGAUAUUGUCUUUCAGAAUAUAUUCAAGGCAUUUAUAAAUACCGAAAUUCAAUUCCAGAAUUUCAAAAUUUAUGUCCAAUUCUUACAAAAUUAGGACAAUUAUGGUCAAUUCAUUUAAUAUAUGAGUCAUUAAAUGAAUUUUUAGAAGAGGGUUACUUUGGAAAAGAACAAGCUAUUAUUGUAAGAAAUGCUUACUUUGUAAUGUGUAAAGAGUUAAGAAAAGAAAUUAUACCUCUGGUCGAUGCAUGGGGAUAUCCAGAUUUUAUUUUGCAAGCACCUUUGGGAAAAUUUGAUGGCGAUGUUUAUAAAGGUAUAUCUUUAGAUUUGUCACCGGUGGUGACAGUCACCAGAGUGCUAUCAAACAGUUAUAUCUAA